CUCCCCUUCCUCCCUCUCCCUCGCUAGCGCCAACUCGUACCGGCCUACACCCACCUUUGUGCACGAGAGGAGAACCGAAGAAGCGAGCCAUGUCGAAAGAAAUGGGCGCGCAGGAGGCCACGACGACGGCUUUGCCGGGCAAUGACAGCCUCAAGGCCAAGUCGGAGAAGCACUCGUCAACGACGUCCAUCGACAAGGUCGAGUCAUCCUCCCAAGGCCAUGACCCCAAAUGGGAGAGGCGGACUAUGUUAUGGAUAGACUUCCGCAUCCUGCCUAUCCUUGCGCUCGUCUAUUCCUUUGCCCUCAUUGACCGAAUCAACUUGGGCGCCGCUUAUGCAGCGGGGAUGGAUGUCACCUUGGAUCUCACAGUUGGUGCACGAUACAGUAUUGUGACAUGUCUUUAUUUCGUGCCGUAUAUCCUGCUCCAACUCCCCGGCAAUGUUGUGCUGCGCAAACUCGGUGUCCGCAACUGGCUCACUUUCUUGGUGUUUGCAUGGGGAAGCGUCCAGCUUGGUAUGGGCUUCGUGAAGAACUGGCAGGAGUUGUUAAUUACCCGCAUUUUGCUUGGUGUGUUCGAGGCGCCCUUCUUCCCUUCACUCCUCUGGAUCAUCUCUGCCUGGUACAAGCGCCAUGAAGUCCAGAAGCGAAUGGCUGCUUUCUACCUCCUCUCGAUGACCGCUGGUGGCUUGAGCCCUCUCUUGGCCUAUGGAUUGAGCCUGCUCGAGGGCAAGCGUAACAUUGAAGGAUGGCGCUGGAUCUUCAUCAUUGAAGGUGCCAUCACCGUCUUCCUCGCUAUCAUCACCUUCCUUUUCAUCCCCAACUUCCCUGACGAAAACAGGUUCCUCACCAAGGAGCAGACCGAGUUCGUUCUCAAGCGUAUCGACGAUGACAGAGGUGACGCUCUCCCCGAUGAAAUCACAUUCGCCAAGGUCAUGAAGCACUUGGGUGACUGGACGCUCUGGGCAUACGGCUUCAUCUUCAUGUGUGCUACCAUGCCCAACUAUGUGCAGAGCUACUUCGUCCCUAUUAUUCUUGCCGGUAUGGGCUACGACAAGAAGGGAACUCUCCUUCGAACUGCUCCUCCGUACCUCCCUGCUAUCCCUGUGACCAUCUUCGUUGCCUGGCUCGCAGACAAGUACAAGCACCGUUCGACGUUCAUCGUCAUCCUCGUCGGUGUCUGCCUCCUCGGUAACGGUCUGACCGCAUGGCACCCCAACAACGGCGUUCGCUACUUUGGUGUCUUCCUUACCAACAUGGGUAAUUCGGGCUCUAUCCCAACCAUCCUCGCCUACAGCAGCAACAACGUCGUCAGCCACAGCAAGCGCAGUGUACAAACCGCUAUGAUGGUCGCACUCGGCUCGAUGGGUGGUAUCCUUGCUGCCACUUGCUUCCGAAGCCAGGACCGACCCAAGUACAUCCCUGGCUUGAUUGCCACAAUUUUGUCGCAGGUGGUCAUUAUCGUCUUGAUUGCUGCCUUGACGAUUAGGCAUCGAUACUGGAAUAAGAGGGCGAAGGAGGGCAAGCUGGACGAACCGCUUGAGGGCCAACCUGGCUUCUUGUACACGCUUUAA
Messenger RNA from Coprinopsis cinerea okayama7#130, 1571 nucleotides. RefSeq lists its product as hypothetical. Gene Ontology annotation, biological process: transmembrane transport. NCBI's taxonomy places the organism in Eukaryota, Fungi, Basidiomycota, Agaricomycetes, Agaricales, Psathyrellaceae. The transcript has 8 exons. Gene Ontology annotation, molecular function: transmembrane transporter activity. The coding region runs from base 102 to 1571 and encodes 489 amino acids. The record is from RefSeq and is a predicted model, not a curated record. Gene Ontology annotation, cellular component: membrane.